This is a messenger RNA of Microbotryum saponariae, 1660 nucleotides long. NCBI's taxonomy places the organism in Eukaryota, Fungi, Basidiomycota, Microbotryomycetes, Microbotryales, Microbotryaceae. The record is from the annotation of a GenBank genome assembly.
AUGAAGUGCCCCCUCUCCCCCCUCUUGCUCCUCCUUCUGGCGACCACCACCUCCCUCGCCCUAGCCCACGGCGAUGACAACGAACACGCGACCGUGAUCGAGGGGGACGCGACCUAUACCGAAUUGCACAUGGCUCAAGAGGUACGUGCGCUCGCGUGUCCCCCCACGGAGCCAAGACGGUGUUGAACAAUUCUUCGGGGUUCGUACACAGCAUCAUAUGGAUUCGUUCGAUCUCCAAUCUUUCUUUCAUCUGCACGAUUUGAACCGGUCAGUUGUCUUGUCCUGAGCCGUGGCGUCAAGGCACCGCGGCCCGCACACCCCUGUAUUACGCGUGGGCGCGCGCCCCAACGAGUGCAAGCCACGCGGCUCGACGUGAUUGAACUUGUCGCUCACUCGGCUGAACGACUGGCCGCACCACCUCCUCCCGUCCGCUCCCCCAACAGCGACGGCAUCCUCGACGUCAACGAACUCGAAUCCAUCUACGGCGUACACCACGAAAAAGCCAAAAAGGGCUCUUCCUCCGUCGAGGUCCACACCGCCAAAGCGAAAGAGAUCGUACAAGAGGUCUUGAACAAGUUGGAUACCGAUCGCGAUGGUUAUCUGACCAUGAGGGAAUUCGUCGCCGGUGGCGUAGGCGGUUUACCGAAUUUCAAAGGCGUCGAACAUUUGGGGCAUCAUUAUGGUCGGUCAAGGCCAGGGCCCCGGGCGCGUAACGAUAGCGGGGAGAGUGGGGCGAUUGCUGAUGAGAAUUUGAGCCUGAUUCGGUCGCGCAGAUGCCGAGGGGGAAUACUUUUUACAGUCAGUCUUUUUCGAGAUGCGCUUCAUUGAGAGAGAGAAGAACGCUGAGAGAGACGUGAACGCUGAUCGUUCGUUUGUCCUUGUGCUCUCCCAGCCACGAGGAAAAGUACCACAACACGCCCGAGACCCAAGGCGAGGAGAGUUAUAUUCAUCCAGAGGGUACGUUUCCUUCUCGAAGCACGAAGCGGUUUUUAGGAUCCCAACUCUUAUUCGGACCUCAACCCUUCUUCGGAUCUCAAACCCAACCCGAACAGACAUUGAACACUUUAUGGCGCACGACCAAAUCGAAAAAGAAGAGAACGAACGCGUGCUCGAAUUCCAAGGCGUCUCCUCCGACAACAAGGACUCGAUCCAUUCGCCCGACCGCGAGCCCGUCAAGAUGGACAUCUUGAUGGACAAUUCCGAAAAGGACAUCGAGAAGGAACAUCAGAGGUUGUUGGCUAAACAGGGUGCGCAAGCAGGGUCCGCACCGGGGGGUCAGAUCCCUAUCGUUGCUCCUAGGAGGAAAAAGAUCCCUACCUCUGGUGAGAUCCCUACCCCUGGUCAGCCGUCGACGGGGAGUGCUGGAUCUGGAACGGGGGAGAAGUCGGUCCCUGUUGAAGGCUCGGCAACGAACAAGCACGACGCCGAUGCCAAGGAUGUUUCACCGGAAGAGAAGAAACGCCGCGAACGAGCCGAAUUCGCUCGUGCGCAAGCGCAAAAGUUUGGAAGGGAUGCCAAAGAGGCGGGCCGGAGAGGGGAAUGGGGCACCGCGGGAGAUGAAGGGGGUCAGUUUGGGAGGCCUAAAGAUGGGGCCGAUCGUUUGAGGAAGAACGUGCCGUACAAGUUCAAGAUGAAGAAGUCGUUUUGGGGAGAGUUUUAG